CAGGAUGACAUUUUUGAAUGAUAUUGUGUUCUCAGUUGGGGCUGUUAGCUGUGUGUACAUUGUCAUUAACCUUCUUUCGACCAUCCUUGGAGGAUUAAGUACAUUUGUUGGCAGCAAAAAUCUCAGAGACUAUGGUUCUUGGGCAAUUGUGACAGGAAGUACUGAUGGGAUUGGUAAAUCAAUUGCAAAGGAACUGGCAAAGCAGAAAAUCAAUCUUGUCCUCAUUUCUCGUAAUGAAGAGAAGCUUUCUGCUGUGUCAAAGGAGAUCACUGAAAAAUAUAAUGUUGAAGUAAAGACAACUGCGGUGGACAUGUCUGUAACAACACCUGCUGAUUACACAAACAUUCACAACUCUUACAAAGAUCUUGACAUUGGAAUAAUAGUGAACAACGUUGGAUUGUCCUACGAUCAUCCAGAAUAUUUGGACGCUUUUGACACUGCGAGGAUGUGGAAACUGAUACACAUGAACAUUUUACCUGUCACUGCACUUACUAAGGAAUUUGUAGGAUCCAUGAGCUCUAACAAGAAAGGUUUGGUUGUAAACGUUGGUUCUAUGUCCGGGUUGCUUUCCACGCCUCUCCUCUCGGUGUACAGUGCUAGCAAGGCGUACGUGCACACUUUCACUGAUGCACUGCGCCAAGAGUAUGCUGAGCGCAACAUUCACUUCCAGGUGAUCUGCCCCAUGUUUGUGUCUACUGCUAUGACUGGAAUGCGUCCCUCCCGUAUGUGCCCAACUCCUGAUGCGUAUGCCCGGUCUGCUGUCGCUACUUUCGGUAAAACUGCCUUCACUUGUGGGUACUGGGCCCAUUCCCUGCAGACGACCAUAUAUGGGCUUGUUCCCAAAUUCGUUAUAGAUUCGAAUCAACUGAAAGUCUUGAAAAAAGGAAGAGCUCGUUUCUACAGGAAACAGGAAGAAAAGAAGGAGUAGUUGAAGUGAAGGAAUUUCAAAAAUGUCAUCCUACUUUAUAAUUAUUAAUGAUUAUCUGAUUAAUUAUGUUUUGUUACCUGAAUAAAUUAAGGCUGGCCCUGAUUAAUUCGCCUAUUUUGAGCUACUUAAGGUAACUUUUAUAUGAUUACAGGGGAUUUGUAACUUAAGCUUUUUAUUAAAGAUGUUUCUUAUCGUUUGUGUUUUGCUUCAGUUGAAAAUCUUUUUGUUUGUUUGUUAUAUAUUAUGUACUCUAUUCAGAA
Molecule: messenger RNA, 1188 nt
Organism: Bolinopsis microptera
Lineage: Eukaryota; Metazoa; Ctenophora; Tentaculata; Lobata; Bolinopsidae
Product: putative steroid dehydrogenase 4
Exons: 8
Coding region: 5-928 (307 amino acids)
Cellular component (GO): endoplasmic reticulum
Molecular function (GO): oxidoreductase activity
Source: RefSeq, a predicted model, not a curated record